Messenger RNA from Pseudoliparis swirei, 5346 nucleotides. RefSeq names its product 5-methyltetrahydrofolate-homocysteine methyltransferase (gene mtr). NCBI's taxonomy places the organism in Eukaryota, Metazoa, Chordata, Actinopteri, Perciformes, Liparidae. Gene Ontology annotation, molecular function: zinc ion binding; methionine synthase activity; cobalamin binding. Bases 89 to 3895 code for a protein of 1268 amino acids. The record is from RefSeq and is a predicted model, not a curated record. Gene Ontology annotation, biological process: pteridine-containing compound metabolic process. The transcript is spliced from 33 exons.
GCCAGUUGGUUGUGAAAGGUUAGCCAUACUAGACCAACCGUCCGCUCUGCAGACCGCGGGGCUGUUUCCAAGGCGGGUACUCCACACCAUGGCUCCGACUAAUGUCAUCCAACACAAGUUGGAACCGGGAUGCCAAUGUCCAUUAGAGUCCGAGCUGAGAGCGGUGCUGCAGCAAAGGAUCAUGGUCCUGGACGGCGGUAUGGGUACCAUGAUCCAGCAGCACAGGCUCGAAGAAGAAGACUUCAGGGGGGAUGAGUUCAGAGAGCACCUUCUCCCACUGAAGGGCAACAACGACCUCCUGAGCCUCACACAGCCCGAGAUCGUCUACCAAAUACACAAGGACUACCUGCUGGCCGGCGCUGACAUCAUAGAGACCAACACCUUCAGCAGCACCUCCGUGGCCCAGGCGGACUAUGGACUGGAGCACAUGGCGUACCGCCUCAACCGGGCGUCUGCGGAGCUGGCGAGGAGGGCGGCCGACGACGUCUUCAAACUAACGGGUUGUAAGCGCUAUGUGGCCGGGGCGCUGGGGCCCACCAAUAAGACGCUGUCUGUGUCCCCGUCUGUGGAGAGGCCCGACUUCAGGAACAUCACCUUCGAUGAGCUGGUGGAGGCCUACUCGGAGCAGGUCAGAGGGUUACUGGACGGAGGAGCUGACAUCCUUCUGGUUGAAACCAUCUUUGAUACGGCCAACGCGAAGGCGGCCUUGUUUGCCAUCGACCUGCUGUUUGAGAAGAGCUACGAGAGGAGACCUUUAUUCAUCUCCGGCACCAUCGUGGACCGGAGUGGACGCACUCUGUCCGGCCAGACGGGCGAGGCCUUCGUAGUGAGCGUGUCCCACAUGAACCCCCUGUGUAUUGGUCUGAACUGUGCCUUGGGGGCGACAGAGAUGAGGCCGUUCAUUGAAGCCAUUGGAAAAUGCACCACCGCCUUCAUCAUCUGUUAUCCCAAUGCAGGUCUUCCCAACACAUUUGGAGACUACGACGAAACUCCAGAAGUAACGGCCUCCAAUCUCAAGGAGUUUGCCACCGACGGGCUGGUGAACAUCGUGGGAGGCUGCUGUGGGACCACUCCGGGACACAUCAGAGCUCUUGCUGAAGCAGUCACACACUGUCAGCCACGAGUUCCUGCUGCUGAUGGUUAUCAGGACUACAUGCUGCUGGCAGGUCUAGAGCCGUUCAGGAUCGGCCCGAACACCAACUUCGUGAACAUCGGCGAGCGCUGCAACGUGGCCGGGUCACGCAACUUCGCCAAGCUCAUCAUGGCCGGAAACUACGAGGAGGCUCUCAGCAUCGCCAAGGCCCAGGUGGAGAUGGGAGCCCAGGUCCUGGAUAUCAACAUGGACGAGGGGAUGCUGGAGGGGCCGGCAGCGAUGACCAGAUUCUGUAACUUGAUUGGCUCUGAGCCAGACAUCGCUCGGGUUCCUCUGUGCAUCGACUCCUCCAACUUCUCUGUGAUCGAGGCCGGGCUGAAAUGCUGCCAGGGGAAGUGCAUCGUGAACAGCAUCAGCCUGAAGGAAGGAGAGGAGGAGUUCCUGCACCGCGCGGCCACGGUGAAGCGCUACGGGGCCGCUGUGGUGGUCAUGGCCUUCGAUGAGGAGGGGCAGGCCGCAGACACGGAGCGCAAAGUGGAGAUCUGCACUCGGGCCUACGAGCUGCUGGUCCGCAAAGUGGGAUUCAACCCCAACGACAUCAUCUUUGACCCCAACAUCCUCACCAUCGGUACGGGCAUGGAGGAACACAACGACUACGCCAUCUACUUCAUCAGAGCCACCAAACUCAUCAAGGCGACAUUACCAAGAGCCAGGGUGAGUGGAGGUCUGUCCAACCUGUCCUUCUCCUUCAGAGGGAUGGAGGCCAUCAGAGAAGCGAUGCAUGGAGCCUUUCUCUACCAAGCCAUCAAGGACGGGAUGGACAUGGGCAUCGUGAAUGCCGGGAACCUGCCGGUCUACGACGACAUCGACAAAGAGCUGCUGCUCCUGUGUGAGAACCUCAUCUGGAACAGAGACGCGGAGGCGACGGAGAAACUACUGGUCUACGCACAGAACAACGUGAAAGGAGCGAAGAAGGUGGUGCAGACGGACGAGUGGAGAGAAGGGAGUGUGGCGGAGAGGUUGGAGUACGCGCUCAUCAAGGGGAUAGACAAGUACGUGGUGGAGGACGUGGCGGAGUGCCGGGCUCAGGUGGAGCGCUACAGGCGACCCCUUCACAUCAUCGAGGGCCCCCUGAUGAGCGGCAUGAAGGUGGUGGGCGAUCUCUUUGGAGCGGGCAAGAUGUUCCUCCCACAGGUGAUCAAGUCGGCUCGCGUGAUGAAGAAGGCGGUGGGCUAUCUGAUUCCUUUCAUGGAGAAGGAGAGGCAGGAGAUGAUGGCGCUGUCGGGGUCAACUGAGGAAGUGGAUCCCUACCAGGGCACCAUCGUGCUGGCGACAGUGAAGGGAGACGUCCACGACAUUGGAAAGAACAUUGUAGGCGUGGUGCUGGGUUGCAACAACUUCAGAGUGAUAGACCUGGGCGUCAUGGUUCCCUGUGAUCGGAUCCUCAGAGAGGCCAUCGCACACAAAGCAGAUAUCAUCGGCCUGUCGGGGCUCAUCACCCCGUCUCUGGACGAGAUGAUCUACAUCGCCAAAGAGAUGGAGAGACUGGGAGUGACCACGCCGCUGCUGAUUGGAGGAGCCACCACAUCAAAGACGCAUACGGCCGUGAAGAUCGCCCCUCGCUACUCCUCUCCUGCUAUCCAUGUCCUGGACGCCUCCAGGAGCGUGGUGGUGUGCUCACAGCUCCUGGACGAGGCGGUGAGGGAGGAGUACUUUGAGGAGCUGAAGGAGGAGUACGAGGAGAUCAGGCAGGAGCACUACAACUCCCUGAAGGAGCGCAGGUAUCUGUCUCUCUCCCAGGCCAGAGGCAAGGCGCUACACAUCGACUGGCUCUCUCAGCCCAGACCAGUGCGUCCUCAGUUCCUGGGCACCCGUGUGUUCGAGUCCUACGACCUGCACAGCCUGCUGGACUUCAUCGACUGGAAGCCUUUCUUUGACGUGUGGCAGCUGAGGGGAAAAUACCCCAACAGAGGCUACCCCAAGAUCUUCAACGACAAGACCGUUGGUACGGAGGCUCGCGGAGUCUUCGACGAAGCCCAGCAGAUGCUCACUCAGAUGAUUGACAACGGGAGUCUGAAGGGGCGGGGCCUGGUGGGGUUCUGGCGUGCCCAGAGUGACGGCGAUGACAUCCGCGUGUACGAAGGCGACGUCACGGCGCACAAAGGCACCGAGCCCAUCGGCACGUUCCACGGCUUACGGCAGCAGCUGGAGAAGGACAGCUCCAGUUCAGAGCCCUACCUGUGUGUGUCUGACUUCGUUGCCCCGGCAGCCAGCGGCGUGGCCGACUACGUGGGCGUGUUCGCCGUGGGCGUGUUUGGAGCCGAGGAGCUGAGUCAGCAGUUCCAGGCCCAGGGAGACGACUACAGCAGCAUCAUGGUCAAAGCGCUGGCCGACCGGCUGGUCGAGGCCUUCGCCGAGGAGCUGCACGCUCGCGUGCGCAAGGAUCUAUGGGGCUACAGCGCGGACGAGGCUCUGCAGGCCUCGGACCUCCACCGGAUUCGGUACCAGGGCAUCAGACCUGCAGCCGGCUACCCCAGUCAGCCGGACCACACGGAGAAGACCGCCAUGUGGAGCCUGGCGGGGAUCCAGGAGAAGACCGGUAUCUGCCUGACGGAGUCUCUGGCCAUGAUGCCCGCUGCCUCCGUGUCCGGCCUUUACUUCUCUAACCCCAAGGCCUCGUACUUCGCUGUGGGGAAGAUCACCAAGGAGCAGGUGGAGGACUACGCAGCCAGGAAAGGGAUGAGCAUGGAGGAGGCCGAGCGCUGGCUGGCCCCCAUCCUGGGCUACGACAGCGAGGCCUGACCACUCCCUCAGUAAAGAGGGCCCACACAGAACCACACAGAAUCAGAACCAGAACCAGGUCGGCCAGUCCUGCGUUCUGUUCAUCCUCUGAGCCAUGAGGUCAUUACACACCUCCCACAACUAAUCACACGCCUACACUGUGAGGGGAUGAAGGUUCUCCAUCACUCACGUGUCUCUUCUUUAACGGUUCUCCAUCACUCACGUGUCUCUUCUUUAACGGUUCUCCAUCACUCACGUGUCUCUUCUUUAACGGUUCUCCAACACUCACGUGUCUCUUCUUUAACGGUUCUCCAUCACACUCACGUGUCUAUCCAAAGAAUCUGUAAAGAAGACUAAGAAGCUCUUCUUACAUUAAGUGUCCACGCUCAUACAUGACCGUGUUCAGUUUAAUAUCUGGUGCUUUGAUCUCAACCAAAUCAAUAUGUGUGAAACACAUUAAUAACUACAACCACACAGUGAACCAUGUUUUCACUAUUUCAUUGUGUAAAGGUUUGAACAGGAAGUGUGCUGUACUUCUGUAAUGGGUCACACAUGUCCAGUUUAUUAAUGUUGAAUACUUCAACAUAACUUUAAGGUGAAGUUUCAUUGAUGAUAAUAAUAUGAACAACAAAACGAAGAAUGAUUGAUGGGCAACAUUAUUUCCCCUUUGGAUGCUGAGUGAAGUGUGCAUCAUGAUGUCAUGCUACAUCUAGUGAUGUCAUGCUACACUAGUGAGUUAGUCAUUACAUCAUGAUGUCAUGCUACAUCUAGUGAGUUAGACAUUACAUCAUGAUGUCAUGCUACAUCUAGUGAGUUAGACAUUACACCAUGAUGUCAUGCUACAUCUAGUGCAUUUGCCAUUACUAGCUAGCUCCCGAGCUAACUGGCCAGCUGCAACACUCUACAUGUGCGUCACUAAUAACUAUCACCAUUUCCUUUUGUUUCAGUUAAAUGACCAAGAAAAACAGCUCAAGUUCAGUCCGCUCUACUUCUAUUCUAUUUCUAUGGUAAAACCAUUUGAGAUUAAUUAAUUAAUUAAGGCUGAAUAAUUAAAAGUAAUAAUGAUUUUAGACCAAUGUGUGUCAAUUCUUAUAAAGUUUAGUAUUUUAAUCUGACGUUCCAUUGUUUUAUUGGCUGGUGAGUUAAUAACGUCUAUUCAUUUUGGAAUUUCUUGACAAAUAUAUUGAUACAUAUGAAUUAUUUCUUCAUAUUGUAUCACGCAUUAUGCAAGUUCUCUAUCAUUGUCCACACAUUGUUUUCAUUAGACCAGGUGUUGUUGUAUUGUAUGUCUACUAAACAACCUACUCGAUUCAUUGGGUUUCUGUAAGCUGUCUCGUUCAUUUCACACGUCUCUUAAACGCCCUGAUGUGCUGCCGGGAUGAAACUUUGUCUUCAUCAGUUUGCUCUUAUAUUGAAUAAAACACGAGCAAUAUAACAACGUUUCUCUUUUUCAAUAAAUAUUGUCAACAGGG